UGAUUUGUGCAUAUUUUCAUAAUAUUACGUGUUUGAUUCAUGUUGUUAUCCAAUUUAUUAUAACCAUUUAAGAUCAGCAGUAGCGAGAAUACUAUGUCAAACAUAUCCAAGAGGAGGCGAGAAGGAUCGCGGUCCAAGAUCAAGAGUAUGGGAGACCACAAAGAGUUUCUGAACCGCAUCACAAAAACCCUCUACUAUGGUGAACUGCCCUCGCUACCCUGUCUGAGUCUCCCCGUGACUGAGGUAUCCUGCGCGUUGUGGUCCGCCGCACAGCAGGGCCGGUCGCUGAGACGUUUACACGGCGACGCGGCGGCGCGACUCGCGUACGAGGCGCGCGUCUCCCCGUGCGCGCUCGUGCUGGCUCUGUUGUACUUGGAGAGGCUCCGGCAUCGCAACCCUGCGUAUGUCGCCGCCGCCGCGCCCGCUGAUCUCUUCCUCGUGUCGCUGAUGGUUGGCAACAAAUUCCUUCAAGACGACGGUGAGGACGCGGAGACAUUAGUGACUGAAUGGGCGGCCGCCGGCGGGCUGACACCCGCGGACCUCAAGCGGCUCGAGAUAGAUUUCCUAAAUGCUAUUGAAUGGAACGUAUACGUAAACAACGAUAGCUUCGAGUCGGGUCUGUCGUGGCUAGAGAGUCAAGUGGCGUUGAAGCAAGCAAAGGAAAGAGGAUUCUUCACGUACAGCGACUUAGCGGCCGCGGGGGGAGGUAUAAAUGAACAUAAUGCAGGUGUAGCAGUAGCGGGCGCCGCGGCAGCAGCCAUAGCAUUAGCCUACGUCGCUGCCCUCAGCGCACUCGUCACCUCUGCCUUCCUAGUCUCAUACACUCUGCCCCUCCUACAGCUCACACAAACUACACUACUGUCCACCCCACAAACUCUAGAACCGUGUCUAAACGCGACUGUCGACUUCACUGACACGCCUCGCUGCUGCACUGACUGGCUCAACUAUCAUUCCACUAUAAAAACUCCUCAAGUCUACUCGGUGAAUUUACAAGAACCAUGGUUUAAAAUUGAGACUGAUUUCACUUGGUACCGCAGCUCUUUAGUAGACCCGCUUCAAAAAUGGCUGGAAAAGCUGGAUGAAUAUGCUGAUGAAUAUAUUUUUAAAUCUAGUAAAUGCUCGGGUUCUGCGAUGCAACCACGUUGCGUGCGACAGUGGCUCAAUCUUAGCCAGCUAGGUGGUCUUGUGGUCAUAUCGGAUCGAUAAUAUUUUAGUACUUAAAGCUCAGUUACAGAAAACACUAUCAUUACUGUCUCUUUCUGGUUUACCAAAAUAAAGUGACAGUAGUAACCUUUUGAACGCCAUAAGCCUGAAACAAAAAUGUCACUCACACGCUAACGUUACAGACGUAAACAAGCCAAUGUAAACCUUAAAUAAAGUCAUGAAGGUUAUAUUUGUAACGUACGUCAUACCGCUCGUUAAGCGUUCUCGGCGUCUAAAAGGUUUAAUUGUGUAUUUCUGCGAUUGAAGAAACUAAUCGCUCACGCUUAUCUGUCCUUUGCAUUAUUUAUAAUAAUUAUAAUAAGUAGUCGCUCAAUAGCAUUUCGUUGUUGAACAAAGCAAUAAUUUUUGGUUUAAUUUUAGUUUGUGUGUGAGCCUCCGUUUACGUUUGACGUGGCCUUAUAAUUUUGUUAAUACACUCGUUGGGC
Cydia amplana is the source of this 1649-nucleotide messenger RNA. RefSeq names its product protein CNPPD1. The transcript is spliced from 6 exons. The record is from RefSeq and is a predicted model, not a curated record. Gene Ontology annotation, molecular function: cyclin-dependent protein serine/threonine kinase regulator activity; protein kinase binding. The coding region runs from base 94 to 1206 and encodes 370 amino acids. Gene Ontology annotation, biological process: regulation of cyclin-dependent protein serine/threonine kinase activity. NCBI's taxonomy places the organism in Eukaryota, Metazoa, Arthropoda, Insecta, Lepidoptera, Tortricidae. Gene Ontology annotation, cellular component: nucleus; cyclin-dependent protein kinase holoenzyme complex.